Tyto alba (common barn owl) is the source of this 2925-nucleotide messenger RNA. Its product is annotated as KIAA2013 ortholog. The record is from RefSeq and is a predicted model, not a curated record. NCBI's taxonomy places the organism in Eukaryota, Metazoa, Chordata, Aves, Strigiformes, Tytonidae. The coding region runs from base 99 to 1955 and encodes 618 amino acids. The transcript has 3 exons.
CGAUGGCGGCGUGAGGCCGGGCCGCGCCGCGGCGGGGGUCGGGGCCGGGGAGCGGCCGCGGGGACGCGCCGGGGCCGGGGCCUCCCGCUCGUCGCCCCAUGUGGCUGCAGCAGCGGCUGAAGGGGCUGCCGGGGCUGCUGUCCAGCAGCUGGGCGCGGCGGCUGCUGCUGCUGCUGGCGCUGCUGCUGGUCGCUUACUGGUACCUGGGGGCGGCGCGGGCGCGGCGGGGAGCGGGGCGGGGGGCCGAGCCCCGCGGGGCCGCCGCCCUUUGCCUUCAGGCGGUCACGGCGGGCUGGCGGGCGCAGACCGAGCGCGGCGAUGCGCUGCCGGUGCCGGAGGAGGAGGAGGCGGGGGGCGGCGGGGGGCGGCUGGCGCUGGCGGGUAACGGCUUCCUGCUGCUGGACGUGGCCGCCGGCCGCCUCUGGGUAUCGGCGGCGGGAGGCGGCGGGGGACCGGCGCUGCCCACCGAGUACCCGGCGCUGGUGCGGCUGAGGGCGCUGGGAGGGCGCGGAGAGGCGCGGGCGGUGCUGGCGGCGUUGCGGGACGGGGCCGUGCGGCGAGUGCGGUGCGUUCAAACCGGAGCCGGGGCGGGCGCCGGGGAUUGCGUGACGGUGCGGGAGGAGGUGGUGGCCCACCGGAGCCGGCCGCAUCUCUACCUGCAGCGCAUCCGCGUUGCCAACCCCACCGAGCGGGUGGCCGCCUUCGAGGCCUCGGCCCCGUCUUCCGCGCCCUCGCUGGGCGGCCGCUUCGCCACCAGCCUGGAGAAGGUGGAGGAGCGGCAGUUCCUGCUCUCCUCCGGUCGCCUGCUGCUGGCCGGCAGCUCCAAGGUGGUGCUUAUGGUGGUGGCUGCCAAGAAGCUCGUCAGCCGGGUGCAGGUGGCACCCAAAUCCCACUUCGACGAAACCAUACUCUCUGUGGUGUACACCUCGGAGCCCAUCGAGGUCUCCAGGCUGGAGGAGACCUUCAGCAAGCUGAGGGAGUCGGCCAAGAAAGAGAUGCUGGAGGUGAUGCAGAUGGGGGUGGAAGAUCUUCUCCAAGAGCACCAGCAGACCUGGUCUGACCUGUUCAUUUCAGGGGUUGAAAUGAGAAAGAUCACAGAUUUACAUACACCAUCCAGUGAGACUGUUAACAUGACCCUCUACUAUGUGCUGUCGAGCAUGCCAGCUCCUCUGCUAGAUCCGCUCAUUAGUGGUGAGGACAGAGAAAAAAUGGAAGCCAGCUUGAACUAUGCUGACCACUGCUUCAGUGGCCAUGCAACCAUGCAUGCAGAGAACCUGUGGCCAGCAAAGCUGACCAGCGUCACCCAGAUCUUGCAACUCUCAGACCUGUGGAAACUAACUCUCCAGAAACGGGGAUGCAAGGGUCUUGUGGCAGCUGGAGUCCAUGGACUUAUGCAGGGAAUGGUGCUUAGUUUUGGGGGUCUGCAGUUCACAGAAAAUCAUCUUCAGUUUCAGGCUGACCCUGAUGUACUUCAUAACAGCUAUUCCUUACGUGGGAUCCAUUACAAUAAGGACUUGAUUAACCUAGCUGUUCUGCUGGAUGCUGAAGGAAAGCCAUUCUUGCAUGUGUCUGUGAAGUUCCAAGACAAGCCAGUUAGACUAUAUGCGUGUGAGGCAGGCUGUAUGAAUGAGCCUGUGGAGCUGACCUCAGAGGCACGAGGUCAUACGUUCCCUGUCAUGGUGACUCAACCCAUCACGCCCCUGCUUUAUAUAUCGACAGAUUUGAUCCACUUGCAGGACUUGAGACACACACUCCAUCUAAAAGCUAUUCUGGCUCACGAGGAACACAUGGCCAAGCAAUAUCCAGGCUUACCCUUCCUGUUCUGGUUCAGCGUGGCCUCGUUAAUCACAUUGUUUCACUUGUUUCUGUUCAAACUCAUCUACAACGAGUAUUGCGGGCCAGGAGCCAAGCCGCUCUUCAGGAGUAAGGUAACUGUCCCUGACACUAUUCUCUGAAAUGCCGAGAAGCUUCACAGCUACACACCAGGGCUGAUGUAACACCUCUUCCUUCUUGGCACUGCAAAAAGCCUUGCAGUGUACAGCAAACAAGUCUGUUGCCUCUUAUUAAUUGGAUCUACUUAAAAUGAAGAUGAUGCAGAACUUGAUUCCAGAAACAGGGAUGAAGUGGAAGCCAGCUGAAGCUCAACAUCUCUGUAGCAGUAAGCAACAUCAAUGGUCUUGAAAUAACACUCUGUUUCAUUAACUGAAUGGGAACAUCCCAGUGUCCAAGUGAACUUAGUCCUGCUUUCAGCCUCCAUUUGCACAAGACAUCUGACAAUUUUGCAGCUGAGAACAAGGACCUUUUGAAAGCAACAAUCCUUUUGUGCCUUGUUAAGAGAGGAAUCUGAGAUUUGAAAGGUGUGGUUAUUCAAAAGUUUAUCCCAGAAGCUUGUGUAACAGAUGUUUCUUUUUCCUUGUAAGCUGUUCAGUUCCCUAAGAGUAAUCCGUUUGGUGAAAAUACUUGAAGAUAUACUAAGCCCUUUGAUAUUUUGAUUUGUUUUUUGAUUUUGCAGGAAAAUAAAGAAUGAUGAUUCCCUUCAGAGAGUUAACUUAACUAGAAAACUUUAGUGUAACUUCCUUUCUGGUAUACGUUUUUUAAUUUAUUGCUUGGGGGGAGGAUGUUAAUAAUUUUGCCUCCACUUCAGUAACAAGUCAGUCAAUUGAACUGUAGAUAUCUAAGUGCUGGUAACAGGUUUUUCAGCCUUUAUGAUUGUAGAGUGCAAAACCAUUUUAAUUAAAUUGUUUUCUGGAUUUACACUUGGAAAUGCUGAUCUGCAGAAUUUCUAUUCUAAGCAUAUUGAGACUUUGUGCAUUGAUUUGUUUUGGCUAUGGGGGAGACAUCCCACUUUCUAGUGACUUAAAGGUCGUUUGGUUUUAAAAUACCAAAGCUGUUGUUUCUAAAUAAAUAUCUUUCAGUCUAAUCUGA